UGUCGGGGAAUCACAUCCGCCUGCCGCUAGCUUUGUUGUUGCAAAGAUUUUCUACUGUCUAAGGCGACGCUAGCCAGCUAGCCGUAUCAGCAUUACUGGAAUAAGCGCACGCCUUCGGAUAUAAAUAUAGAGACAUGGGGAAAAAACACAAGAAACAUAAACCAGAGUGGAGAACAGUUGAUGACUAUGAGGACAAGGCUCUUGAGAAGCCCCUUAAGCUUGUGCUCAAAGUUGGAGGAAGUGAGGUGACUGAGCUCUCCGGUUCGGGCCAUGACUCCAGCUACUACGAUGACAGGUCAGACCACGAGCGAGAACGCCACAAGGAGAAAAAGAAGAAAAAGAAGAAGAAGUCCGAAAAGGACAAAGACAAGUAUGUGGACGAUGAAGAGAGACGACGGCGAAAGGAGGAAAAGAGGAAGAAGAGAGAGAGAGAGCAGAAUGAAUCAGAGGCAGCAGCUGUGACUUCUGCCAGUGCUGGUGUGCCUGUUGAACCUUUCACCUUGUCAAAAACUAUAAGUAUUGCAUUAGAGCCUGAAGAGAAGAAAAAAAAGAAAGAGAGGUUUGAGAUAGAGUCUGAAGUGGAGGAAUUUCACCCUAGUGUGAAGGUGGAAGUAGAGCAGCAGGGAGACAGACCAGUCAGAGCAUGCAGGACACAGCAAGAGAAUGAGUCCACUCCUCGUCAACAACUGCUGGAGCAUUUCUUACGUCAGUUGCAGAGGAAAGACCCCCAUGGAUUCUUCUCAUUCCCUGUAACGGAUGCGAUUGCUCCUGGUUACUCAAUGAUUAUCAAACAUCCUAUGGACUUCAGCACCAUGAAAGACAAGAUUAGAAACAAUGAGUACAACACAGUAACAGAAUUCAAGGCGGACUUCAAACUGAUGUGUGACAAUGCCAUGGUGUACAACCGACCAGAGACUGUCUACUAUAAGGCUGCCAAGAAACUUCUCCAUACGGGAUUCAAGAUGAUGAGCAAGGAGCGUCUGUUGGCUCUCAAGCGCAGCAUGUCUUUCAUGCAAGACAUGGAUUUCACCCAGCAGGCAGCCAUUUUGGGAGAUGAGGACCUUACAGCUGAUGUGACUCCUCCAGAGAUAAUCCCCAUGCCAGUGGAAUCUGCCAAGAAGUCCAGGAAACAACCAGUCAAGGACAUGAAGGAAGUCAUCAGUUACCUGUAUGAACCAGAGGGAAAUGCUUGCAGCUUGACUGAUAGCACAGCAGAGGAGCACGUUCUGGCACUAGUCGAACACUCUGCAGACGAAGCUCGGGAUCGUAUCACCCGAUACAUGCCAAACUCCAAGAUGGGCUACUUGCGUAAAGAAUCAGACGGUUCUCUUCUAUAUACUGUUGUAAAUCAGCUCGAUCCUGAUGCUGAAGAAGAGGAGACCCAUAAAGUGGAUCUGAGCUCUCUGUCAAAUAAGCUUCUGCCUGGAUUAACAACACUGGGUUUCAAAGAUGACAGGAGACACAAAGUGACCUUCCUGAGCAGCGCCUACAACAUCCAGAGUCUUCAGAAGAACUCUGUCUUUCCAGACCUGCUGCCUGAUGAGGUGGACAUGCUCUAUUCAGCCUAUGGAGAUGACACAGGGGUACAAUGUGCUUUGAGUAUACAGGAGUUUGUUAAGGGCUGUGGAAGUGUCACCAAGCGGUGGGUUGAUGGUCUUCUGGACAAGAUGACUGCAGGUGAUCACACUAAAGCUGUCAAUCAGAUCCGACAGAAAAGAAACAUGAUGCAGAAACCUGAUGAAGCCAAGUCCAACAUCUGUGACAUACAGUUGGGAGAUAGCACCGGCCUGGGGGAGGGCAGCUCAGUCCUGGACUUCAUGUCAAUGAAGAACUAUCCUGACAUGUCUCUGGACAUUUCCAUGCUAAACUCAUUAGGUAAAUCGGUGAAAAAAGAACCCGGGAACGAGGAGGGCCAGCAGCAUUUUGACGACGCAGACAAACUCCUGCAGGAGUUCCAGGAGGCUCAGGUGGACCGAGUUGGCUCCAGACCCUCAUCCAAUCUGUCGUCUCUCUCUAAUGCCUCGGAGAGGGAUCAGCACCACCUAGGGAGCCCAUCACACCUGGGUGUUGGGGACCAGUCGGAAAUGGUUCACGAUCCUUACGAGUUCCUGCAAUCUCCGGAGCCAGAGAGCACAGGCAACAGCUGACCACACCCACUGCCUUCUUGUUAUCCCGGUGUUAACAGCAGUGGGAACACUGUUUAAACACUGUGGAGACAGCAGGAGCCUGUGAAAUGUUUUAAAGACUGAACAUGAUUGUACAGACUGUUUGUAGUGUAAUUGUGUGUGUUUUUUGUACGAGUGCAACUGCUGAGAAAUAAAUGCUUGCACCUGUA
This is a messenger RNA of Lates calcarifer (barramundi perch), 2335 nucleotides long. RefSeq names its product bromodomain containing 9 (gene brd9). Gene Ontology annotation, cellular component: nucleus. The record is from RefSeq and is a predicted model, not a curated record. NCBI's taxonomy places the organism in Eukaryota, Metazoa, Chordata, Actinopteri, Centropomidae. The transcript is spliced from 17 exons. The coding region runs from base 135 to 2147 and encodes 670 amino acids. Gene Ontology annotation, biological process: regulation of transcription by RNA polymerase II.